UAAUUCUCUUCUUCGGUUAGGUUGCACAAAGAGCCUGGGGAAGCUUUGGCGCACGCACGGAUGGGAGAGAGAGAGCGAGGGAUGACUGGUUGCAGCAUCAGAGCUAUCUGGAUCCUUAAUCUUCAAGAUACCGUGGUAUUCUCUCGGAGAUUUCCGGUGGUGGAGAAGCGUUGGCGAUUGGCUUGCCAGAGGGAGAACGAGAGCUCCGGCAGCCACGAGGAUGGUGGACGCGUAGAACCUUUGCUUCCAACCGAUCCAGAGCUGGCUUCCGCAUUUUCUGAGAGAAAGCGAAGGGAAGGCUCUGCUCGUGGCUAUGGUAUUCGUCUUAGUCAUUCUACUCCAGAUUCAGAUUCAUGGUCUGAUGAUCCUAUCACUCGACACAUUAUAAUGCUUCAUAUAAACAGAGAGGAAGGAGAAGAAUACAAGCUGUGGCCUUUGGUGUUACAUAUAAAGGGUGUUUUUUAUAUCCUUGUUUUACCUUUGGUUGAACCUCAACAAUAUAAAUUAUAUAUGAGAAUCUGUAGGCGCUCAGAUUGUGGAAAUGCUAGUGGAGGCGUUGACGGCCUUUCUUCUCUUCUACUUAAUCUUCCUUGCAUCACAGGGGCUUGUGUUGUUGCACACACAUUAGGGGACAUAAUUACCGGUGAUUUGGCAGAUCCUGAGGUUGUUUCAAGUUCAUCUGCUUCUGUCGGUGGAUUGCUUGAUUCUCUGACCGGUAGCAUCGGCAUGGCAGGCAUUUCUGCUAGAGCAAAACCUGCUUUGGCACCUGUUGUAGCUUUAACUACAUCUGGUGCUUCAUUGGUUGGUGCCGUCUUGUCCGAUACUCCAAGAACUAUUUCUAGACCUAUCGACAAAGAAGUUCUUCGCACUUUUAUUUCGGCCUCAAUGCCCUUUGGGACACCUCUUGACCUCAAUUUUGCCAACAUAGCUUCAAUAAAGGCCAAUGGAUUUUCAUCAGCGGAUCCACCUCUGGCAGAUCUUAAGCAACCUGCAUGGAAACCUUACCUUUAUAAAGGAAAGCAACGAAUACUUUUUGCAAUUCAUGAGGUUGUCAAUGCUGCUAUGUAUGAUAGAGAUGAAAUUUCAGAUGCUAUAUCAAUCUCAGGUCAAAUAAACUGUAGAGCUGAGUUAGAGGGACUGCCUGACGUUUCAGUUCCUCUAACUGGGCUGAAAUCAGCUAAUGUUGAAGUUCUGUCAUUCCAUCAUUGUGCUCAAGUAUCAGAACAUGGACUUGAUAAGCAAGCCUUCAUGUUUUCUCCACCGCUUGGGAAUUUCGUCUUGAUUCGAUAUAUAGCUUCAUGUAGCCUUGAUCCCCCAGUGAAAGGCUUCUACCAACUUUCGAUGGUUUCGGAGGAUGAAGGUGCAUUUUUAUUUAAAUUAAGGUUAAUGGAAGGCUAUAAGGCUCCAUUUUCUAUGGAUUUUUGUACUGUCACAAUGCCAUUUCCGAGAAGAAGAGUAGCUUCUUUUGAUGGAAAUCCUUCUAUUGGAACUGUUGCAAUGACAGAGCAUUCUCUUGAGUGGAAAAUCAUAACAAGUGGUCGGGGUAUCACUGGGAAAAGUAUUGAGGCAACUUUUUCUGGAACAAUUAAGUUUUUUCCGAGAAAUCUCUCGAAAGGAUCUGUUCUGAAUAGAUCAAUUACUGGGAGAAUAGUUGAGGAGGAUAGUGACGUGGAACAGCAUGCUCCCAAUAGUAUGGCUAAUGUUGAGGAGUACUUAAUGGAAGCAAUGAGCAAGGAUUUGCAAGCGGCAGAAUUGGAGGAACCAUUAUGCUGGCAAGCAUAUAAUUAUGCUAAAGUGUCUUUCAAGAUUUUAGCAGGCACACUCUCGAGACUCUCCAUUGAUCCAAAAUCUGUUGGCUCGCCCUCUCCCCGCAUCGAAGCCGCAGACCGCUUGCUCGAUCCCGUCUCCCGCACCGAAGCCGCAGACCGCUCCGCUCGAUCCCGUCUCCCCGCGUCGAAGCCGCAGACCCAGCUCUCUCGCCUGCUCGCCUGCUUCCUCUCUCUCAACCGAACUCCUCGCCUCUUUCUCGACACGUCACCUCGCCUACCCUUUUCACUCGACAGAAGAACCCCGCUCGACCAGCUCUCCUUCGAAACCCUGCAUCUCUUCUAUCGGCUGAACGACGACUCCUCUUCCAGCCUGUAG
Molecule: messenger RNA, 2145 nt
Organism: Phalaenopsis equestris
Lineage: Eukaryota; Viridiplantae; Streptophyta; Magnoliopsida; Asparagales; Orchidaceae
Product: AP-5 complex subunit mu
Exons: 8
Coding region: 61-2145 (694 amino acids)
Biological process (GO): endosomal transport
Cellular component (GO): late endosome; cytosol; lysosome
Source: RefSeq, a predicted model, not a curated record